AUGAAACAUUUCAAGUUAAAGCCAUAUAAACCACGAUUAUUACAAGCCUUGAACGAAUAUGAUCCGGACCAACGAGUAGAAUUUUGUGAAUGGAUCAUAAAUUCUACAGAAGAAGAUUUAACUGUGUUAGAUCAAAUUCUAUGGACGGACGAAGCUAUCUUUCAAAUAAAUGGUCGAGUUAAUAGACACAAUUGUGUAUACUGGAGUGAUUCAAAUCCGCACCUUAUCAUCGAAGAAGAACUCAAUGUACCACGUGUAGCUGUGUGGGGAGGAAUCUGGUCUGAUGGAGUUAUUAAUCCAUAUUUUUUUGAUAGUAAUGUUACAUCACAAAAUUAUCUUGAAAUGCUGAAGCAUACUAUCGUAUCACAACUUCAAACACAUCCAACUUUCCCGACAAUGAUUUGUCAACAAGAUGGUGCACCACCACAUUAUGGUAAAGUUGUACGAGAUUUUUUAGAUAAUACGUUCGUUGAAUGGAUUGGUCGUCGAGAAACUGUUGAAUGGCCUCCACGCUCACCUGAUUUAACUCCCUGUGAUUUCUCAUUAUGGGGUAUCGUAAAGGACCGUGUUUAUACAGAAAAGCCUCGUAAUAUAAAUCAUAUGAAGUCUCUAAUUCAACAAGAAUUUACAUCGCUCAACGAUGUUAUUGAAUUAUGUCAAGCGAUUUGUCGAUCUGUAGGUGAUCGUUGUCAAAUGUGUAUCAACAAUGCAGGCAAACAAUUUGAACACUUACGUUAA
Molecule: messenger RNA, 738 nt
Organism: Adineta ricciae
Lineage: Eukaryota; Metazoa; Rotifera; Eurotatoria; Adinetida; Adinetidae
Source: the annotation of a GenBank genome assembly